CCAGCCAAUGGCGUGCGCGCUGGUCACAUGGUGCUGGUGGAGGCUCAGGGAAGAGAAGUUGAGUCCGGGCGAGCUCGGGCAGCGCCGCCAGAGCCGAGCGAGCCGCGGGCGAGCGCCGCGCCUCCUCCGCAGGGAGCCCGCCGGCCGGGGCUCUGCCUGGACCAUGCCGAUCCUCCUCUUCCUCAUAGACACGUCCGCCUCCAUGAACCAGCGGGCGUACCUGGGCACCAGCUACCUGGACAUCGCCAAGGGCGCCGUGGAGAUCUUCAUGAAGCUGCGGGCCCGGGACCCGGCCAGCCGCGGCGACAGGUACAUGCUGGUUACGUUCGACGAGCCGCCCUACUGCAUUAAGGCUGGAUGGAAGGAAAACCACGCAACAUUCAUGAAUGAACUGAAAAACCUUCAGGCUUCAGGACUAACAACACUUGGUCAGGCACUCAGGUCAUCGUUUGACUUGUUAAAUCUCAAUAGAUUAGUGUCUGGAAUAGACAACUAUGGACAGGGAAGGAAUCCGUUCUUUUUGGAGCCAUCUAUUUUGAUUACCAUAACAGAUGGAAACAAACUGACAAAUACAGCUGGAGUCCAAGAGGAGCUUCAUCUUCCAUUGAAUUCUCCUUUGCCUGGAAGUGAACUAACCAAAGAACCAUUCCGUUGGGAUCAAAGGCUGUUUGCUCUGGUACUGCGUUUGCCAGGAGCUGCAUCUGCAGAGCCAGAGCAGCUUGGGAGUGUGCCUACUGAUGAAUCUGCUAUCACACAGAUGUGUGAGGUUACAGGAGGUCGUUCGUACUGCGUUCGGACACAAAGAAUGUUGAAUCAGUGUUUAGAAUCUUUAGUUCAAAAAGUCCAAAGUGGAGUUGUUAUUAACUUUGAGAAGUCAGGACCAGACCCAGCUCCUAUUGGAGAAGAUGGACUUGUUGAUUCAUCCAGGCCCAUCAAUUCAUUUGCUUCUCAGCCGUGGCAUAGUUGUCAUAAACUCAUUUAUGUACGGCCUAACCCUAAAACGGGUGUUCCUGUGGGACAUUGGCCAAUCCCAGAAUCUUUUUGGCCUGAUCAGAAUUCACCAACACUGCCUCCACGCACAGCUCACCCUGUGGUGAGGUUCUCCUGUGUGGAUUGUGAGCCCAUGGUCAUAGACAAACUUCCUUUUGACAAGUAUGAGCUUGAGCCUUCACCCCUCACCCAGUACAUCUUGGAACGAAAGUCUCCCCAUACCUGCUGGCAGGUAUUUGUGAGUAGCAGUGGAAAAUACAGCGAACUCGGCCACCCGUUUGGGUAUUUAAAAGCAAGCACUACUUUAACCUGUGUAAACCUCUUUGUGAUGCCUUACAACUACCCUGUUUUACUUCCAUUGUUAGCAGAGGAGGAGAGCUACCUGCUUCCAGUGCAUGUUUGAUGCUGUUCACCUCCUAGACACGUAGCCUCUUCCUUAACCUGGAGUAAGCUUCAACCUCCAUUCUUUUCCCUCAUUUAGGGUGUGGUGUAUCCAGGUUUUGCAGUUGCUCUUGUAGCAGCUUAUUUUUUACUGGAAGAUGAGAUGCAGUGUUUGUCACGGGUGUUGGGAAGAGGGAAUUCCCUAAUGCAGUUUAGAGCAGUAAGAAGGAAUUGAGCAGUGAAACAGUCUGCAUUUCUUUCAUGCCCAAAGGACCAGGUUUUGAUUUUGUUUUUUACUCCUACAAUGAAAUUAUUUUCUAAGGAAAGAUAAUAUGAAAAGGUGCUAUGUGAGUAACUGGCAUAAAGGAGUUUCCAGAGUGCCACUAACCCUUUCAGUUGCAGAUGCUGUUAAGGCUUUUUUGUUCUAGUCUUGUGGGUGAUACAGAAGAACAGUGACCAAGAGAAUUCAGUCUUACUGUCUUACACAGGAUUUUUCAAUUCAUUUCUAGGAAAAAAAAAAAGAUCAGGACACAACUCAGGAAUGCUUUUUUGUAAUCCUGGUCAUAACCAAAAAACUUGUGCUUGCUGAUUAUGUGUCUUUUAUAGUUAUCUAUGUAGCCUGGUAAUUGUCCCAAAAUGUGCAAGAAGGAUGAGAGCUUCGAUGACUUUGUGAUUCCUGAAAUACUGCAGAAGAUCCACUAGCUGAAAAGCCAUCACUGAUCCUAAGUUAACGUCCCUGUUCAUUUUGAUGUUGACAUUUGCAGUUCUGCUGUGUCUUCCCUGGCAGCUCUUGUCUUCCCCCUGUCUUUUUUUUCAGGGGUGUAAAGCUCUUCCUUCUCUUUUAAGAAAGGCACUUUUCAGUGUGUGUAGUGCUAUUCUGCAGUUUACUCACCUGGUAAUCAAUUUCUUAUAUUUUUGAAGGCUCUUCAAAGGAAAAUGCGGAGUUUCCAUAUCACCUGAAUUGUAAAGUAGAUGUUUUCUUGAGGGCAUGAAUCCCAUGCAUUCCAUAUUGUUCAUACAAACACACACAGUGUUACCUUCAGAUCUCCUUCCAGGACUUUGCUUAUCCUUGGUCUCUAAGGCAUGGUAGAAUUAAGUUCUGUGGAAUAUACCUUCAACAAAAAAGUAGAUCUGGACCCUUUUAUACUUAGCAGUACAGAAAAUGAGUGAGAUGAUAAGCAGCAUGCCUGGUUAUUAUUUAUAGAUGCUUUUAUGCUCUGUAGGUAGGUAGGAACACUCCUCCUAUGUCUGCCUUCAUAAAUACUAGUAGUGGCUACUGAUAGUUCAGCAGAGGACUGAUAUGAGUGUGUAAAACCAAUUUUGCAUUACUCUCACCCAGAUUUAAAAGGAUGUGAGAACUCCCAAGAGCAGGAGAAAUCUGCUCUAUUCAGCCACUACCUCCCAUAUUGAUCAUUGUGGUUCUAGUGGCUCCUGCCCUAUUGGUAGAAUAUUGUGUUGAAAGACUGGUUGGGACAGUACCAUGGGUAAUCUACCUCUGUUCCUUCUGAGGAUUGUUUCAAAGACAAAACCACAUUACAACUGUAUAUUUGUACUGUAUCAUCAAAUGUGUUCAACCUUAGAUAGUAAGAUGUUUACAGAUUUUUUUUUGCUUGCAUUUUUGUUUUCCUCCUGCAUUCCUGAGCAGGUGAAGUUUUGAUUCUCUUUUUGAAAAAUAGAGUAAGACAGCCCUACAAACAGGUAAGAUAGGUAGGCAUGAGGCAGCUUGCAGGUGAUACUUGAGCAAACUGAAACAAGUUGUACUGGUCCGUGGCUGAGGGAGGUAAAUUGUACCGCAUCCUAUAGCUUGGUGAUUUUAUAUCUUGGUUUAUGCAAGAGUAGAUUUGGGAAUGCUGUAACUUCUGGCAUUUAACUUCAGAGCCUGCAUUCAGAAGUUUUGUAAGGAAAUGGAGCCAAUUAAUAGGACUUGAUAAAACAGUGACAGUCCACGUGUUAAUGGACUCAUGCACUAUGUUUGGUUGGCUGACAAAAACUCUGGUCUCUGGUCCAUUUCCAGCUGUGAUGAGUAAUGUGGGACGAGCAGCUCCAGUUUGCUUUCAGAAAGCUAGAGAGAAGUCCUGACUAGCUUGGUGCUGGUUUGCUCCCAGAACUGAGGAGGUGGGGUGCAGUUCUUUCUGUUCAGUGGGAGGCUGCUGAAAGCAGAGCUUUUCACAGGCAGAUGCUGACAUGCUUCAAUGCUGAAUGCUUGGCUCACAGAUGAUAGAAAUUUCUUCUUGAAGGAUUGUUGCAACGCUGUUGUACUUCAGGUGCUGUGCUGUUUAAAAACAUUGUACAGCCAGGUUCAUGAGGUAGAAGUUGAAGGAGGGGUUUUAGGGAGAGCUAAGUAAAGAUGAGGUAUAUUUCUAAAUGCUUCUGCCUUGCCUAAGAUGUUUCCUUGGUUCCUUUUAGCUGUAUGGGUGGGAGGGCAAGCACUGCUGGGCAGUAGGAGUGACUGUUCAUUGGGAGUGUCAGCAGAAGCAGCAGUGAAACAGCCAUGCAGGAAAUGCUUUAAGGUAGUUAAAUACCCUUUCUCUGUGGGUCUAAAUAUGCAGCAGGAUAAGCAUUUAGAAAAUGUCUGCCUGUGAAGGACUGCAGCAUGGACAGUUUCCUUUGAUGCUUUGCAGGCUCUGUGAGAGAACCUGCAAGUAAUGUUUUUAUAUUUUAGAAACUAAGGGCUAUGUUCUCACCCGUGUGAACAGAGCAUGCUGUGGCUCUGCGAGGAACACCAAAUUCAUUUUGAUACAUUUUGUAUCAAUGGGAAACAGUGACACAAUACUUUUUUAGGUAAUGAUGGAUGCUGUUUUCCCUUGCAGUGCCUUAAUUUUGCUUGGAUGGUUUUCAGGGAAGGAUGCUGUUUUCUGUGAAUGGAAAAUCAUGAAUCUGCUACCUAGAAUAGAGGAUUAGUACAUAAUUAGGAGAAUUAUAGGAGUCAACAAGGAAUGGUGGUGUACUUGCUCAGGUGGAAUUUAAUGUGAGUGGUGAUUUAAAAAAAAAAGUUUUAAGUUUUACUUUGGGUUACAUGGUGAAUGAACUGUUAUAAUUUAGGCUCCAUCUGAAUUACUUAAAUUACCUGCUGGCUCUCCUCUCUCUCAUGCUGUCUUUGUUUUUAACUGUUCACUGAUCUUUAAAGGUGCAUCCAGCCCCCUUCUAUAGUACUGAGUGUAAAAGUGUGUAUUGUGUCCUCUUUGUCACAAUUUGGUUGUUUUGUACAUUAAUCUGAAGUGGAUAAAGACUUUGCAAUGCAAUUUUUGCUUAACUGGUCUGUGUGAUUUUACCUGAUCCCUUGAGUUGUUGCAGUUUGCAGCCUGUUCAUAAUGGUUUUUAAUACCAUGUUCCCAAUUACACAAUGCUUUUAACUGCCUCUGAGUUAGGAAAUAAAAAGAAUUAAGUAGACUAUGCAAAAAUUAGUAUCUGAAAAUAAUUAGGUAGAAGUAAAAACUAAAUUGUGUAAGGAAUUUUUUCAGGAGUUCUUGAUUUUUAUCUGCAAAAGUUUGGGAUUUAAUCUGUGAAACACAUAGUUAACUGGAUUAUUUUUAGUUUGCUUGUUUAAAUCAUCAUGUGCAGCCCAGGGCACAGGGGGAAAGUGCCUUUCAGGUGCCUGGGUUGCAAUCUGCUGGCAGUGUGUCUCAAACUCUCAAGGUAGAGGCAGGUAAGAUGCUGAUGGUGAAGUUCUCUUUGAAACUUGUGGCUGUGUUUGCCACCCUUUUGAGAGGGUGGCAGUUCCUGCAGUGAGUUUGUGCAAUGGGGAGACUGAUUUUAAGAAUCUGAAGCUCUGCAUAGGUUUGAUAAUUUUUCCCUGGGAUAGCAGAUAUCAGGGUGGUGCUUUUGCAUUUGAUGUCUGGGAGUAGAAAUGCUGUAGACUGGGAGCCCAGGUGGCUGAGCUGAGGAGUGCCUGUGCCGUGUCACAGGGCCUGUGUGCUCUGACUGGGACAGCCUCACAGUGCAGCGAGACACUAAUCAAGUGUUGAUUUAUGGUUCAAGCUGUACUCAACCAACUCGUAGACUGUAAAAUAUUGGGACAUACUAUAA
Lonchura striata (white-rumped munia) is the source of this 5397-nucleotide messenger RNA. The record is from RefSeq and is a predicted model, not a curated record. Lineage: Eukaryota; Metazoa; Chordata; Aves; Passeriformes; Estrildidae.